Molecule: messenger RNA, 1516 nt
Organism: Orussus abietinus
Lineage: Eukaryota; Metazoa; Arthropoda; Insecta; Hymenoptera; Orussidae
Product: putative nuclease HARBI1
Exons: 2
Coding region: 928-1350 (140 amino acids)
Source: RefSeq, a predicted model, not a curated record
ACGUCGUUAAUGUAGCGACAAAUGUCGUUAUGGGUAUCGGUAGUUUAUCGAGCCCUACAAGACCCCUCGCUAAGAACGUAACGAGUAACGUCGAAGCGUUAACCACUGGGAAUCCAAGAAAACCUCUUCUCUCAUUGGUUCUAUCGUGACGUUUAAAAUAUAUACAGAGACUCCCAACCAACAAGCUUUAACUAAACGCAAUUUAUGAAUUUAACCAAACAGCAAAUUCAGUUUUCGUAAUUAUUUAUGUGGGUAUUAAUUUUGAGUAAGAUAAGAAAUAUAGAAGCAGUAAAUUCUAAGAUAUGUAUAACCUCUGUGUGCAUGCAAAUCUUUAAGAGUGAGGUUAUGUCUUCAAUAUAUCUUAACAUAGUUUAAGUAACAAAUAUGGUGUAUGUAUGCACUUUCAAUAAGUAUGCUAUUUUUCUAUUAUUUUAUAGAAAUAAUAGCGGAACAUUUUCUCGAGUGGGAACUUCUAGUAUUAGAAAAUCGAGUACGCCAAUUAGAAAGACGAAUAGAGAUGAGACGUCUAAGAGAUGCACAAAAUCCGUUAGACCUUGACCAAGAUUUCUUACGGCAAUGGAUUCGAUUUCCCAUGACACCAAAGCAAGCACUGACAGCAUUUACAAAUGCAGCCCAACCUUUCGAAUGAGCUAUUGGAGCAAUUGAUUGUACAUACAUUGAAAUUCUGGCGUCAAGUGAACAUGAGGAAGCGUAUGUGAAUCAUAGAAACCAUUCUUUAAACGUUCAAGUGGUAUGUAACUUUUUUACUAUAUAUUUGAUUUACAAACGAUUAGAUAAAUACUAUAAAUUUUAUUUGUUGAUUUACAGCUAGUUGACCCACGAUUAAAAAUUUUAAAUAUAAAUGCUCGGUAUCCAGGAGCUAGGAAUGAUGCCUAUAUUUGGUCAGCUUCUCCAAUUCGACGUGCAAUGGAAUUCCAUUACAAUCGUGGAGAAAGGCGAACAUGGCUUAUUGGUGACGCAGGAUAUCCGUUAGAACCUUGGCUUUUGACUCCAUUGCCACAUUAUCCACAAUGGAGUAGGCAAUUUCAGUAUAAUGAACAAUUAUGUAAAGCCAGAAGUAUAGUAGAGCGAUUUUUCGGCGUUUGGAAAGGAACAUGGAGAUGUCUAUCGUAUCAAAGAGUUUUAAUGUAUGAUUCUGGCAUGGCUGGUAAAAUAUGUAACGCAUGUGCUGUUCUCCAUAAUAUGCGAUUGCAUUAUCGUUUACCCAUAGAAGAAGAUUGGAACGAACCAGUAAGAGUACCUGCUAACGACUUAAUCAAUAUAAAUUUAGAUGGAUGUGUCAGAGGGCUACGCGCAAUUGCCGAUCGCAUUCAGAAACUGAUCUUUUAAAUUUUCUAUUUAGCAAUUUAUUGUGUCACCUGUUGUUUAAUUCCCUAUUUGCAAAUAUUAUUGUGUCGGCUGUUGUUUUACUUUUCCCUUUACAAUUAUUAUUGAGUCAGGUGAGUUGAUUUGUGUUCGGAUCAAAAUUUGUUACCACUCAGACGUAACAAAUACU